UUGUGAUUGGUCAUAACCUUUUCCGGUGAGGCAUCCAUCCAUCCGAGGACUGUGAGAAAGCCAGUGUAAACGGAGUAAAACACGUACACAAACUCAUCUAAGCGACUCAGCAGGUCACCAUGGCGUCCAGCAGUACGAGCAGUGAAGAAGAGAGGAGCUUGCGGGAAUGUGAGCGCUACGUGCAGAAGCACAACGUCCAGCAGCUGCUGAAGGACUGCAUUGUGCAGCUGUGCACUAACAGGCCUGAAAGGCCCAUGGCUUUCCUCAGAGAGUACUUUGAGAGGCUUGAGAAGGAGGAAGCUAAACAAUUCGUCAGCCAGCAGAAGUCAAGCUCUCGCUCAGACUCCCGUGAAGAUGAGGUUUCUCCUCCCAUGAACCCUGUGGUUAAGGGCAGACGGCGCCGCGGUGCCAUCAGUGCAGAGGUCUACACUGAGGAAGAUGCAGCAUCUUAUGUCAGAAAGGUUAUUCCUAAAGACUAUAAAACUAUGGCUGCUCUUGCUAAAGCGAUUGAAAAGAAUGUGCUUUUUGCUCAUCUUGAUGACAAUGAAAGAAGUGACAUAUUUGACGCCAUGUUCUCAGUCACCUACAUUGCAGGAGAGACCGUCAUUCAACAAGGGGAUGAGGGUGACAAUUUUUAUGUUAUUGACCAAGGUGAAAUGGAUGUGUACGUCAACAAUGAGUGGGUGACCAGUAUUGGAGAGCCUGUAUAUGCUCAUGCUCAGGGAAGUACUCUGAGAAAGAGAAAAAUGUAUGAGGAAUUCCUUAGCAAAGUCUCCAUUUUGGAGUCUCUGGAUAAAUGGGAACGGUUGACAGUUGCUGAUGCCCUCGAGACAGUCCAGUUUGAAGAUGGCCAGAAGAUUGUUGUGCAGGGUCAACCAGGAGAUGAAUUUUUCAUUAUCCUUGAGGGUUCGGCAGCAGUCCUGCAGCGGCGGUCGGAGAAUGAGGAAUUUGUAGAGGUUGGAAGACUAGCACCAUCUGACUACUUCGGUGAGAUUGCUCUGCUCAUGAACCGGCCUCGUGCCGCCACUGUGGUAGCUCGUGGCCCGCUGAAGUGCGUAAAACUUGACCGUCCCCGGUUCGAACGCGUGCUCGGCCCCUGCUCAGAUAUCCUGAAGCGAAACAUACAGCAGUACAACAGCUUUGUAUCUCUGUCGGUCUGAGGCGCACUAGGCUCUUUCCUCCUCUAUUGCAGGGUCCACCAAUGCAAAUCCGCUUUAUUUUCUUACUUUUCUUUAUGCAUUUUCCAACACCCAGGUGCCCAUUCACUUCAGUGUUCUCUCUCUAUCUGUUUUUUCUAUUUGUGCCGUACCCUGUCACGUUCGUAUCCAUCGUAGAUUUACCAUAAGGCUGGUUGUUAUUUUUGCCUGAGAAACGAGCCAAUCUUUGUGCCACAGAUGCCUGUCAUGUGAACAGAUGUUGAACUAACGAGGUCUGUCGGGAUUGUCUCUUUCCUCCAAAAUUGCUUCGCGUUUCUGUAUAACAGUGUUUUGAAUGGAAGGAAAUCAGUGGCAGGGUUAGCAGUCAUGUAGUCUAUCUAUUCAGUAUAUGAUGAUGUAUCUUAAUUGACAUCGAGUUUCAGAUUCUGUUUUCCCUCGUUA
Molecule: messenger RNA, 1598 nt
Organism: Sinocyclocheilus anshuiensis
Lineage: Eukaryota; Metazoa; Chordata; Actinopteri; Cypriniformes; Cyprinidae
Product: cAMP-dependent protein kinase type I-alpha regulatory subunit-like
Exons: 11
Coding region: 120-1160 (346 amino acids)
Biological process (GO): negative regulation of cAMP-dependent protein kinase activity
Cellular component (GO): cAMP-dependent protein kinase complex; cytosol
Molecular function (GO): protein kinase A catalytic subunit binding; cAMP-dependent protein kinase inhibitor activity; cAMP binding
Source: RefSeq, a predicted model, not a curated record